Messenger RNA from Sphaerulina musiva SO2202, 1590 nucleotides. RefSeq names its product MFS general substrate transporter. Gene Ontology annotation, biological process: transmembrane transport. The transcript is spliced from 2 exons. Gene Ontology annotation, molecular function: transmembrane transporter activity. The record is from RefSeq and is a predicted model, not a curated record. The coding region runs from base 1 to 1590 and encodes 529 amino acids. NCBI's taxonomy places the organism in Eukaryota, Fungi, Ascomycota, Dothideomycetes, Mycosphaerellales, Mycosphaerellaceae.
AUGGCCGAGCCCAGCGCUCAGUUCCUCCCAGGAACCCUCCAACUGUUUGUUCGAGGCGAAUCCGGUGAUCUUCACGACCAAGAACUCAUCAUCUUGAACCCAACACCAACCAACAGCCCCAAUGAUCCCAUCAACUGGUCACCACUGCGAAAAUACUGGCACGCAAGCCUCGUCCUCUUCGUUACCGCAAUGACAGCUGCAAUUUCCAACGAUGCCGGAGCCGCUGGUGAUGGAAUGCUGGACGAGCUGGGCAUUUCCUACGAUGUAGCAAACACAGCUGCUGGUGUCCUGUUCGCAUCUAUCGGAUACUGGGCUCUCCUGGCUUCUCCUAUGCCUUGGCUGUACGGUCGACGGAUUCAGUAUCUUAUCUGCCUGACCUUCGGUCUGGUCGGAUCGAUCUGGUUCGCCCGGACGCAGGGUAUACAGGAUUCGAUAUGGAAUCAGAUGUUUGUAGGUGCAUCAGAAAGCUGCGCAGAAGCUUUAGCGCAGCUCUCGCUCUCGGACUUGUUCUUCCAGCAUCAGCGUGGGACUGUUCUAGGACUAUACAUCUUAGCUACCUCGAUGGGUACAUUCUUGGGGCCACUAGUUGCAGGGUAUAUCGCCAUUGACAGCUGGCGAUGGGUGGGUUGGACAGGUGCCAUCGUGUGUGGAUGCUCGUUGGUUGUCUUUUACUUUGGUCUGGAAGAGACAGCUUUCCAGCGGGAUGUCGUUCUCGGUCUGCCCGGGCCUCGUCCAUCGGUCUCGGUGGCCCCAGGUGACAAGAAGGAUGUGACUGGGGAAGUAAACGAAUGCCUCGAUGCGAGGGACUACAACGACAGUGCUCGGGUCGGCGUGGACUGCAAAAAGUCGUACAGAGAACGCAUCGCACUCAUCACACCCGCACCGAACCUGAUCGGUACAGGAUUCAAGCAGUAUUUCUACCGCCUCUGGCUCAUCCUCCGCGUCUUCACCUUUCCCGGUGUCCUCUAUGCCGGACUCCAAUGGGGCGCCCAAGACGCCUGGCUCACCUUCUACCUCACCGUCGAGGAAGACAACUACUUCGAGCCGCCGUGGAACUACAGCAACCAAGCCGUCGCCAUUAUGAACAUACCCACUCUCAUUGGCGCGACAAUAGGCUGCAUCUACGGCGGCUGGUUCUCCGACAUUUUCGUCAAAUGGAUCGCAAAAAGACGAGGCGGAAUCUCCGAAGCCGAGGAUCGUCUCUGGUUGAUGUAUCUCUCUGCAAUUAUCAGUCCCGCAGGAUUGAUGCUUUUCGGCAUUGGAUCUUCCCAAGCGUGGAGUUGGCCUGGGCCAUACAUUGGGUUGGCCAUGUCGGGCUUUGGUUUCGGCUGCGCGGGUGAUAUUUCUAUGUCUUAUUUGAUGGAUGCGUAUCCGGACAUGGUACUGGAAGGCAUGGUGGGUGUAGCAGUCAUCAAUAAUACCAUGGCUUGCAUCUUGACGUUCGUAGCGAGUCUUUGGAUUGAAGCAAGUGGUUUGGCGAACACGUUUAUUGCAAUCGGAGUGUUGUCUUUGGUGUUCCACUUGACGACGAUCCCCAUGCAGCUGUAUGGGAAACGAUGCCGGAGAUGGACGUACGGGCCCCUAGAGUAA